Messenger RNA from Brettanomyces bruxellensis, 762 nucleotides. RefSeq lists its product as uncharacterized. Gene Ontology annotation, molecular function: metal ion binding; superoxide dismutase activity. Gene Ontology annotation, biological process: superoxide metabolic process. Lineage: Eukaryota; Fungi; Ascomycota; Pichiomycetes; Pichiales; Pichiaceae. The transcript has a single exon. The coding region runs from base 1 to 762 and encodes 253 amino acids. The record is from RefSeq and is a predicted model, not a curated record.
AUGGCUCUCUUAGGUCAAAUAAUUGCCAGAAGAGGGAUCCAUCUGGCCCCCAAACUCCCCCUUCAGGCAGAAUUCGCUAAGGCCGGUAUCCCUGGGUUGAUGUCUAAGGAACAGUUUAAAAUUGGAUGGAUAGAUUAUCAAGAUUUUUUAACUAAGAACUUAACACUAAAGACAGUCGACACAGAAUUUGAAGCAAGAAGUCCGUUGGCAAUUUUACUCAGUACGGCAAAAACUCAACGACUAGCCUCAGUUUUUCACUAUGCUUCUCAAUGCCACAAUAAUCAUCUCUUUUUCCAACAGUUGAUGCCAAAGGGAACUUGUACUACACCCAUCAAAGCGAAUUUGCUUGAGAAAAUCAACGACCAGUAUGGCGAUCUAGAUACUUUCAAGAAUGAGUUUCUUUUCAAUGCUGAUUCGUUAACUGGAAAUGGAUGGGUGUUUUUGGUGGAAAAUAGUGACAAGACCUUGAAAAUACUUCAGUGCAACAAUGACGGCACACCGUAUUUCUUUGGAAGGAACCAGAACAUUGAUCUCAAUGGGGCAAUAGAUAUUUCCGAGUAUGAGCAGUUGCUUUCAAAGAAAGAAGGAGUUAUAAAUCAUACGAAGGACUACUCGUUACCCCUUCUAUGCGUGAAUGUAUGGGAAUUUGCCUAUAUUCAAGAUUACGGAGUCACAGGAAAGGCUGAUUAUUUGGAGAAUUUCUGGGACUGUAUAAAUUGGGAAGUGAUCAAUAAGCGGAUAUUCAGUAACGUUCAGAAUUGA